AUGGAGGAGGGGGCGGUGACGUGGCGCUCGGCGGCCGGCUCGCUGCUGCGGCACAACGUGCGCUUCCUGUGCGCGCUGGGGGUGUGGCCGCCCGCCGCCCCCGCGCCUCGAGCCUUCCGCGCUCUGACCGCCGCCCUCAUGGCGCUCGGCGCCGCUCACCUGGUGGGCGCCGCCUGCUCCGUCUACGCCUCCUCCGGCGACCUGCAGCUGCUGACGCUCGCGCUCUCCAACGCCUUCCCCGUGUCCUCGGGCUUGGCCAAGGCCGCGCUACUGGUCGCGCGCCACCGCCGCUACUCGUCCCUCGUCAGAGGCGUCGACGCGCUCCGGGCGCGCCAGCGCGACUUCUGCGACGCCGACCCGCAGCUGGCGGCCGCCCUCCGCGAGACCCGGCGCUGGUCCGUCAAACUCACUUUCCUCUUCUUCUCGUCCGUCCUGUCCGCCCUGAUCGUGUGGUCGCUGCUGCCACUCUCGAUGUAUCCCCAGGUGCGCAUAUUCCCCUUUCAGCAGCUCCCGUGGCCCAACCUUACCCGGGAACCCACCUAUUGGUUCCUGUACGUCCACCAGUGUUUGGCCACCUUCUUUUUCUGCUCCAUCGACAUGAACACAGACUGCUUUUUCGCGGCUAUUAUGGCACACAUCUCGAUGCAGUUCAAGGUCCUGGCUUCGAGAAUAGCGGGACUGCGCCUUCGGGAAAGAUCACAGAAGAUAAAACUUUGCACUGAAUCCGAUGAUGUGUCCACACUUCACGGCGACAUGUAUAAUGAGCUGUGCUUAUGCGUCGACACCCAUAAAGAGCUCAUCAGAUUGGUUGGCCUGCUGGAGUCGCUGAUGAACCCAGUGACGAUGCUGCAGUUCCUGGUGGGAGCCGUCUCCUCCUGCGUGGUGCUCUUCUCAGCCACCUACAGUGAGGCGGUAGCGAUGGCGGCAUACGACUGCGCCUGGUGCGACAGCAGCAGCAAGCUGAAGCGCGCGCUGCAGCUGGUGAUCAGCCGGGCCCAGAAGCCUCUGUCGCUGACGGCUGGCAAGCUCUACGCCGUCAAGAGGGCCGCCUUCCUCUCGAAUAUGUGCAAUGAAGAAUUAAAUCUCAUUAUAUGUUCUGGUAGAAUUAAGUGUAAUUUAGUGACGCAGUGCUGCUCUAACAAGUGA
Molecule: messenger RNA, 1146 nt
Organism: Schistocerca gregaria
Lineage: Eukaryota; Metazoa; Arthropoda; Insecta; Orthoptera; Acrididae
Product: odorant receptor 2a-like
Exons: 4
Coding region: 1-1146 (381 amino acids)
Biological process (GO): detection of chemical stimulus involved in sensory perception of smell; sensory perception of smell
Cellular component (GO): plasma membrane
Molecular function (GO): olfactory receptor activity; odorant binding
Source: RefSeq, a predicted model, not a curated record